ACUCAAGCUAAUCGAUCAGCAUUUUUCUGGUCUUGAAUAUAAAAAGUUUCAAUUAGCCUCAGGGGAAGGUGGAAAUUCACCAAACUUUUUCCUGUUUCAAUUCAGCCAAUUUCUUAAGUUGAUUGAAAAGUGAGUCGAUAGAGUUACGAUUUCGACUCAGUCGAUGAGUCGACUUGAAGCCGAGUGAGUUGAAAAUACUUGUGAGUCAGUUGGUUCGGUAUCUAAUUAUUUUCCCAUCGUAAUUGUUUAAGUUUAAUUGUUACGACGAUUUGAUUCUAAUUGGGUCAACAUGCAUCCCGAUAGUGGUAAUUACUCGGUUAUCAGGUUAAUUUUUUCUCUGUUUUUUGGUCUUUUUGUUAUUUGUUUUCUUCGAGCUAUUAUCCUUUACCCUGAGCCCAAAAGUCCGGAGCCAUGUGAAGACAAUUUAAAUCAUAAAUCGAUAACAAUUAACGAUGGAAUCAUUGAAAGAUUUACUCAAGCUCUCAAAAUUAAAACAAUUUCCCGGUCAGCUCACAAUUACGACACCGAUGAGUUGAUAAGAUUCAAAGAUUUUCUUAAACAAUCUUUUCCAACUAUUCACUCGUCACCAUUGGUUAAAUUAGAGAUAAUUGGUAAUUACAGUCUUCUUUAUGAAAUUAAAGGAAGUGAUUCAACACUUAAACCAUACAUGUUAUGUGCUCACAUGGAUGUUGUUCCGGUUGAGGAAUCGAAAUGGUCAGUUGAUCCAUUCGGUGGUACCAUUAAAGAUGGUUACAUUUACGGUCGAGGAGCAGUUGAUGUUAAAGACGCACUUAUGGGAAUCGUAGAGGCUGUUGAAUUUGAACUUUCUCGAGGUUUCAAGCCUAAGAGAACGAUACUUUUAGCCUUUGGUCACGAUGAAGAGGUCAUGGGUCUCGACGGUGCCGUUGCUAUUAAUAAACAUCUAAUGGCCAAAGGUGUUCAACUUGAGUUCUUACUGGAUGAAGGUACUUUUAUCUUAAAAAACGCAAUCGCUGGUGUACCUAAGGAAAAAGUUGCCAUUAUUGGUGUCGCUGAGAAAGGCUAUGUCACCGUUGAAUUGAAGGUCGUUAGUAGUCCUGGUCAUGCAUCUGCUCCCCCCUACGAAUCGUCUAUUGUAAUUCUGUCCAAAGCUCUUUCAAAAUUUAACUCCAGAGCACAUAAAAGCAUGUUCGGUUAUGGAAUCGAGAAAAAUUUCUUUGAAUCAUUAGCACCUUAUGCUUCGCUUCCAUAUAAAGUGAUCUUUGGUAAUCUUUGGUUAUUUGGAUCAUUAGUUUCCUACAUGAUGAGUUCGUCGCCUUUAAGUAAUGCUUUGGUUCGGACAACGAGUGCAGUUACUGUGGUUCGAGGUGGAGUAAAAGAUAACAUUAUUGCAAGUGAAGCAUCAGCCUUGAUUAAUCACCGUAUUCAUCCAUCACAAACCAUUGAGGAAGUAAUUAAAUACGACGAGCAAUUGAUUAACGAUGAACGAGUUCAAGUUCAGGUCACUUUUGGAGCGGAACCAACACCUCCCAGUCCCCAUGGUGACACUGUUUUCGGAUAUUCAUCAAUUAAACAAAGUAUCUUACAAGUUUUCCCCGAUGCAGUUGCCGUUCCUGGCCUAAUGACCGCAGGCACUGAUGCCAGAUAUUAUCCUGGAUUAACACCAAACAUUUAUCGUUUCUCACCUUUAUUUAUACCAAGUGAAGAGAUUCAUCUUUUCCAUGGUAACGAUGAACGGAUCUCAGUUGAAAAUUACGUUAAAGCAGUAAACUUUUACCAUCAUUUGAUUUUGGCCGCUGAUCGAUCGCACCUUCCAAAACCUAAAGUCAGCGACGAGUUAUAAAAUAAUUAAAAGGAAAUUGUAUAGAAAACUCGAUAUUCCAACUUGUCAGUCAGAAGAAACAAUUGAUUAUCGAUUCUUUGUUUAUAAUCAAAUAUCCAGAUAAAGUCAGAGCAACAAAUACUUAUCAAAAACAAAAACAAUCUAUCCAAGUUUAAUUGAACUUUCUUCAUUUAUAUCCACCCAAAUCAAUAACCAAAUCAUUUUGAACAUUCUUGUAUCCAUAAAGUUUCAAUUAAAUCAACUUUUUAUAAAAAAAA
This is a messenger RNA of Panonychus citri (citrus red mite), 2079 nucleotides long. Its product is annotated as N-fatty-acyl-amino acid synthase/hydrolase PM20D1.2-like. Gene Ontology annotation, molecular function: hydrolase activity, acting on carbon-nitrogen (but not peptide) bonds, in linear amides. The transcript is spliced from 6 exons. Gene Ontology annotation, biological process: amino acid metabolic process. Lineage: Eukaryota; Metazoa; Arthropoda; Arachnida; Trombidiformes; Tetranychidae. Bases 290 to 1822 code for a protein of 510 amino acids. The record is from RefSeq and is a predicted model, not a curated record.